ACAAGGAAACAGUUGCAAAUUUUGUACCGUAAUGCGAUAGGAUGCUUGGUAUUUUCCCAUUACAACUGGACCUUGAUUACUCAAAUGAACUGUUCAAUUCUAUUCUAUUCGACCACUUGAGUUGUUUUGUUUCGCAAAUUCCAUCUCGGCCGCCGGUGAAAGCAUCAGCAACUGAGCCAUCAGCGCAACAAACGACGAUUACGGCGGCGGCGGCGACGACUACGACGACGACGACGAUCACGACGACUGCCAAGCGAAGGAGAAACAGGCGAAGGCGGAAAUCGUCGGUGGCACGGACAGUAGCGGGGGCGCAGCAGCAGGCCGGCGACGGGAUCGAGAUCUAUCUUGAAGGGACGCUUCGAAAGCGAGAAACGGAGCUUCCACCGCUACUAUUACUGGCACACAGGCAGCGGAGCAGCGGAGAAGCGAAAAGAUGUUUGCCGAGAAACUGCUCGCCAGCGUCGUCAAAGCGGAUGUGAUAGCAGCGAACAGCAGUGAUGCGGAGGAAAUGCUGGAGAAGUUCGUUCCAGUUGGAAUGUUUAAUGGAUCAAUGGGCGGCCAGAAACCGCAAACCGUCAUCACGGAUUUGGGCAAGGCGCUUCUCCAGGCCGCCAAAACCGGCAAUACGGAAAAAGUUCAUGAACUGAUGAGUCGAGGAGCACCGUUUACAGCUGAUUGGUUGGGAACUUCGCCGCUACAUUUAGCAGCUCGAUAUAACCAUAUCGAGACGUGCAAAGUUUUGCUGCGGGCCGGAAUCAGCAAAGAUAGCAAGACGAAGGUAGACAGAACACCACUACACUUUGCCGUGUACCAGGGAAACAUGGAAAUCGUAGAGUUACUACUGAAUAGCAAAUGUGAGGUGGACGCUAAGGAUAUGCUUAAAAUGUCCGCCUUGCACUGGGCAGUUGAGAAACGACACGACAAAAUUGUCGAAAUGCUCCUGCAGCACGGAGCCGAUCCAAAUGCUUUGUCAAAGUUCGGCAAAUCCCCCAUCAGCAUUGCAACCGAGAUGGGUCAAGUGGAUUUGGUGCGUAUCCUUUUGCUGGCCAACCAGAUGCGUGCAGCUAGCAGAGAGCAAGUUCAAGAAGCAACUGACAAUUUGAUGUACGAACUGCAGGAACAUAAGAGUAGAAAUAACGUCAACCUAGAUGACGCCGAGGACAACAUUACGAUGGAUCUUAGCAACGACGAUAGCAUAUCCAAUAUGUCGUCCUCUCACAGAGGAGGAGGAGGAGGGAUAGAUCAGCAUGACAGCAACACCAACGACACCGACAAUCUCAUUGAAAAAGAAGACAGCAUCAGUGAUGCAAUCAUCAAUCUGGAACAAAACACAGAGCAGGAUCCGAAAAACUUAGAUUCAAACACGUUGCAAAUGCUGAAGGAGCACGGCAUUGCAAUGAUCCCGUCGGAUGAUUCGGGAAGUCUGAUCACGUCGGCUAUUCAGAGUGGACGAAAAAUUGUCCUCUCGGAAGCCGGCAAAUUUGCUCUCAACGAAACUAGGGUGCAUUCACCAGCGGGCACUGGUGCCGCGGGGACACCCUCAGCUAUGCAAACCACGAAGAAAACAAUCAAACUAAUCAAAAAGACUACGCCUUACUCCUUACAACAACAGCAACAGCAGCAGCAUAGGCAAGCUAUCGGAAGUGGAGGGACGAUAAAAACCAAUAAAGUUAUAAAAAUAUUGUCUGCUGAGGAGUUUAAACAAAUUUGCGGUGGGGAGGUGGGAGGUCUGAAGAAGUUUCCUUCAUCCGACUAUAGGAAAACAAUGCAAUCAACGACAACGACGAGAAUGCCACAAUUGGCCCAUCGGCCGGUAGGUUCGUUAGCCUCAUCUGGAUCAAAAACUAUCAAAAAGAUUGUUAUGACGAAGAAUAGACUUGCGACGACCGGUGGAAGCGGAACGCCCUACUCCAGUGAAAAGCUCAGUACUGUAAAUAGUUUCAGUAGCAAUAGCAAUAGUAUGAACAAUAGUAACAAUAACAGACAUAUAAUCACCUCGGCCGAUGGUGUAAAACGGCUUCGAACGGCCACCGGCAUGGAGAUAAUCUCAAAACUGCCUACCAAGAUACCCCAGGAUACGGUGGUAUCGGUGGAAGGUGCUGCCGUUCAGCAGUCCAGACAGGCCAGUGGCAUAGUUCCGCUGUCGACGGUAAGUGCCAGCCAGCCGCGAUCGCAACAACAGCAGCAGCAGGUGGUAAGUAGCAAUCCAAACUUUUCUUCCAAUUCCGCACUCAGCGGAGGAAACGCGGCAAGUACGGUCAGCCUCGCCAGCAAUAGCAGUUCUCCGGCAAUGACAUUCAGUGAUUUGGAACGGCAUUUUCUCGAGUUGAAAAAGCAAACGGACGAUUUGCGGAAACAGUUCGAACUGUCCCAGAAGCAGAACGAAGAGUACAGGGCUCGCGUUGAUAAGCUCGAGAAGGAGGUUCAAACGUUGAAGCAGAGUAGUAAUAACAAUCCUAACAAUUUUAUAGAGAUAGUUUAACGGUAAGGUGAAAAAGUGUGGCUUAGAGAUUAUUUAUUUAGUGGGCAGUCCCCGUUGCCUGCCGCAGAGUUUCCGCCAGUUAAUUUUAGCGGUAAUGUAUUUUUUUUUCGUUGUCGAUCACGGUACGCCUAAGUUGCUCUCGAUGGAAGGAAAUAUAUACAGAGAUAUUACACGCGACGUUCUCUUCUCUAGCUUGAAGUACAAGCGAAGCGAUUCGAUGCCCCGAUUCCACUUCAUAGUAUGCAAUUAUAACGUUUUAACAGGCAAUACUGAACGGUAGAGUUAGAACCUAGAGCAGUUGUGAUUCGAUGUUCGGAUUGAAUGCAGUUUCUACGGUAGUUUUUGUAAUCAAUUACGGUGAUGACUUGUUAAGUACACACAGAAGGAUAUUUUUUUGGCUAUUUUCAAGUUCUUUUAGUACCUAUAUGCUGCUACAUUUUAUUAUUUUACUACGCUUUUUAAUACUGUUUGCGUUCAAAAUGGACCACCUUUCUAUACCUACGUUUAUAAUAUAAAGUUGGUCAUAAUUAAACUUGACCAAACUCGUGACUUUAGUCAUGACCUUGAAAUGCGGUCAGGCAUAUAUUAUUAAUAUUUUUUUUUGAAACGAUGAUUCUACAAUUGAUGAAGGGACGGUAAGGGAAAGUGAUGAAGAAGGAUUUUUUU
Messenger RNA from Sabethes cyaneus, 3148 nucleotides. It is a transcript of the gene Atac3, whose product is annotated as serine/threonine-protein phosphatase 6 regulatory ankyrin repeat subunit A. The transcript is spliced from 7 exons. Gene Ontology annotation, biological process: positive regulation of transcription by RNA polymerase II. Gene Ontology annotation, cellular component: nucleus. Lineage: Eukaryota; Metazoa; Arthropoda; Insecta; Diptera; Culicidae. Gene Ontology annotation, molecular function: protein binding; transcription cis-regulatory region binding. The coding region runs from base 434 to 2482 and encodes 682 amino acids. The record is from RefSeq and is a predicted model, not a curated record.